AUGAAAGUCCAAGAAAACAUAUACACCAGCCAUGAACACUCGCCAUAUGCAUUUGAUGGACUGAGCUCCUGGAAGCCAGUCGGAAAGGCAGAAGGAUUAUCGCAAGAGCCUGAAGAUCCCAAGCUUCUAACAGGGGAAAGCUUACCAAGCGAAGUUGCCUCAAUUCUUUCCAGCCCAAACAAGAUGAGUAAAUUCGACCAUGCUGAGUUGGAGGCGACAGUCAUGAAGUUCGUUACCCGGCAAUGGCUCAAUAGGUUAAAUCUUAUGCUGCAUAAAGUAACUUCACUUAAAGAUGCUAUUGCUAUGAUUAAGACGGGGAAUGGAUUUUUAGAAGCCUUGCUGCUCCAGCAGUAUGUACUCAGAACGGUCGACUACAUGUACAAACUAUGUUGA
Messenger RNA from Puccinia graminis f. sp. tritici CRL 75-36-700-3, 393 nucleotides. RefSeq lists its product as uncharacterized. The coding region runs from base 1 to 393 and encodes 130 amino acids. The transcript is spliced from 3 exons. The record is from RefSeq and is a predicted model, not a curated record. Lineage: Eukaryota; Fungi; Basidiomycota; Pucciniomycetes; Pucciniales; Pucciniaceae.